Bactrocera tryoni is the source of this 3748-nucleotide messenger RNA. It is a transcript of the gene Gclc, whose product is annotated as glutamate--cysteine ligase. Gene Ontology annotation, cellular component: glutamate-cysteine ligase complex. Gene Ontology annotation, molecular function: glutamate-cysteine ligase activity. Gene Ontology annotation, biological process: glutathione biosynthetic process. The transcript is spliced from 5 exons. Bases 956 to 2896 code for a protein of 646 amino acids. NCBI's taxonomy places the organism in Eukaryota, Metazoa, Arthropoda, Insecta, Diptera, Tephritidae. The record is from RefSeq and is a predicted model, not a curated record.
AACGACAAUGGGCAUGCGGUGGAAUUGGAAAUAAACCUUUGCGGUGGCUAUCGCGGAAUUGCAUAAAUAGCGAGUCUAUCGAACAACGUGCUUCACAAACUUGAGAAUAUUAAACAAUUUGGAGGUGCGGAAAGUGUAUAGUUUUAGUUGUGCCCGGAGUAAAAGAGCAACAGUUUUAAAAAGUAAAUGAAAAAUUGUGUAAAAGUUUUAUAGCAAGUGUAAUAUAAGAUUUUUUUGUAAAGUGUAUCAGCAGAGGAGUAUCGCAGUCAAUUCAUUGUGUGAACGUGUGAUUGAGCAACCUUUUUGAUUUGUUGUGGACAAUCGUCUAUUGCAUUUGCCACGAACAAACCCUUCCUGCGGAGCCGACAGUAAAAUCUCGGCUGUGUGAGAACCAUAUAAAAUUCUUGCCUCUGUGUAGAAGAGUGAGUGAGGUCAUUCUGUGGAUAUCUAUAAACAUAAAUUUCAAUAAAGGAAACUAGUGUGAGGAUUCUAUACAUCGUAUACACAAAAAUUGAACCGAUAGUCGGGCGCCGAUAGAAAAUAAAAGAUAGAAAUUCUAAAUUAGAAUUGUUGUGUAAAUAAUAAACGACGAAAUAAUAAUCUAGAAGAAGAGGUUGACAAUAAAUCCAUAAAACCUUUAGCAAGAAAUAGUAUUUCGUCAUCAUACCGAAUUUAGAAAAAGGGCACGAAUAUUGCAUUUCUGACCGGCAAACUAUUACACAAUAAGCACACAAAACUACAUUUUGUAUAGUUGGAGACUUCGUGUCAAUAAUUACCUACAAUUUAAUAUUUUUGAUUACACUUUCACGUGCCCAUAGCUGGAAACGAAAACUGGAUACAUCAUUAGUCGUUUGAAGUGCAAAGAAAUAAGUGCAUAUUGCGGCCUUAGUAUUUUUUAACAAAAUAUAUUAAUACUUACCAGUUAAAAAGUUAGUAAAAGUUAUUCACAUUUAAAAUGGGUUUACUCAGCGAAGGCAGUCCACUCUCAUGGGAAGAAACCAAAAAAUUAGCUAAUCAUGUGCGUGAACAUGGCAUCACGCAGUUUAUAAAUCUCUAUCACAGGCUAAAGGAUCGCACUGGCGACAUACUCAAGUGGGGUGAUGAGGUUGAAUAUAUAAUCGUUAAGUUUGACGAUGAAAAUCGCGUUGCACGUGUCUCACUGAAAGCGCCAGAACUACUAAAUCACCUUAAUGAGAAAGAGUUAGCCGAUCCCAAGGGCGUCAAAUCGUUGUGGCGCCCCGAAUACGGUGCUUACAUGAUCGAAGGUACGCCAGGCAGGCCGUUUGGCGGUCUUAUGGCACACUUCAAUCUAGUGGAGGCGAAUAUGCGUUAUCGGCGUGAAGAGGUCACAGAAAUACUGGACAAAGAUGAGUGUGUCAUGUCCAUAACGAAUUUCCCACGUUUGGGCGCACCGGAAUUCACACAUCCCAUCUACUAUCCAAAUCCGGACGAUCCGAAUAGCUCGGCUAAAUCGCUAUAUUUCCCAGAUGAAGCCAUAUUUCCAGCACAUCCACGCUUCAAGACGUUAACACGUAAUAUACGUAAACGACGUGGCGAGAAAGUCGCCAUCAAAUUAAAAGUUUUCAAAGAUGUAAACACAAAGCUACCCGUAGAGGGUGCACCAAAGGGUGAACCCGAUGUCGUUGCACUCGACGCCAUGGGCUUCGGUAUGGGCUGUUGUUGUCUGCAACUUACAUUCCAGGCCUGUAACAUCAAUGAGGCACGCAAAUUGUAUGAUCAAUUGGCGCCAUUGUGUCCCAUUAUGUUAGCACUUACAGCAGCAUCGCCCAUAUAUCGUGGCUAUUUAACCGAAUCCGACUGUCGUUGGAAUGUGAUAAGCUCCUCAGUAGACUGCCGCACCGAGGAGGAGCGUGGUUUACGGCCACUAAGUGAAAAUAAGUUCCGUAUCGCAAAAUCGAGAUAUGAUUCGAUCGAUUCAUAUCUAUCACCAGAGGGUGCCGCAUACAACGACGUACCGCUCACAUACGACGAGCAAGAUUAUAAACGUCUACGCGAUGGUGGCAUUGAUCCGCUAUUGGCGCAACAUGUAGCUCACUUGUUCAUACGCGAUACGGUUUCAUUGUUUAGUGAGAAAAUCGACCAAAAUGACGAAGAGGACACGGAUCACUUUGAGAAUAUACAAUCGACCAAUUGGCAGACAAUGCGCUUCAAGCCGCCCCCGCCAAAUUCGUCCAUCGGCUGGCGCGUGGAGUUCCGGCCAUGCGAGGCGCAGAUAAGUGACUUUGAAAAUGCUGCCAUUGUUUGCUUUGUCGUGCUGCUGACACGAGUGAUACUAUCGUAUCAAUUAAAUUUCCUGAUCCCCAUCAGUAAGGUUGAUGAAAACAUGCAAACUGCUCAGAAGCGUGACGCUUGUCGCAAAGAAAAAUUCUGGUUCCGCAAAACUUCUAAAAAGAGCUGCUACAUAAAUGGCAACGGUGUUAAUGGCGUACACAACGGUACUAAGGAGAAUGGCGAAACAAAUCAUGAGGAAUACGAAUUGUUGACAGUUGGCGAAAUUUUCAAUGGCAAGGCUGACUCUUUCCCUGGUCUCGUGCCGCUCAUUCGUAGCUACUUGCAAUCAAUGGAAGUUGAUCCUGACACUCAUUGCACAAUUGAGCAGUAUUUACGUUUUAUAGAGAAGCGUGCUUCUGGCGAGCUGGUCACAACUGCUACUUGGAUGCGCGAGCAAGUGUUAAAUCAUCCAGAUUAUAAACAAGACUCCGUUGUAAGCGAUCGUAUCAACUACGAUUUGCUCAAGCGAAUCAAGGAUAUCCAGGAGGGCAAAGUGAUCGAACCCACAUUACUCGGUAAAGGCAAUCAUUCCAAAACGAAAGAUUCGCUGCCGCCCGCACUGCAGAAGCAGUUGGCAUUGAAUGGCUGCUGCGAGAAUAAAUGACCACCCAAUGCGCAGGCGCAAACUAUUAUUGGGCAAUGUGAUCAGCAGUAAAUUUUUUUUAUUAAAUGCGUAUAAGUAAAAGAAAUGUGAUGCUAUAGGUUUAUGAUGAUGACGAAACUUUUUUACCCAUCGUCGAUGCUGCAAAUUGAAUGUUUUUUGUUAUACUUAAAAAAAUAUAUAUAAUUAAUGAAAAAAAAAUAGUUGAAAAACUUUUGAAAGUAAUUGAUUUAAACCAAAGCCUUAUGGCUAAUAAAUAAAUAAAUUUUAUUUGAUAUCUAAAUAAAACAAAAAAACGUAAUAUACUAUGUGCAACCAUAUAGCGUAUGUAUGGCCGGGUGUAAAAUUUACUGUUUUGAGAUUGUUGAUUAAUCCACAAAUAAAAAUAUAUGCAAUUUUUUGACUUAUUCAAAGUGGAUUUAUGUUCAAUGUUAUUAUAUCUCCUCUCUUUGAAAUACGUAUGUUGUGAAAAAAAAACUAAAACUGUAACUGUUUGUGAGCACUGGAACUUUCUAGAAAUGAUUAUUCAAAGCCAAUGUAGAAACGAUUAUUUAUAUAUUUACAAAAUCUCCUAUUAUAAGCUAUUUAAUUACAUACUUAAUAAUGCAUUUAAGCUUUACCUACAUGAUUAAUUAUUGCAAAUAUUAAAAAAAAAAAAACUGAAAUUAAUCCUGAUUACAACAAUCUGACAUAUGUAUUUUAUUAUUAUUUGAAACCGAUUUCAAAUCACGUCGUGCUUUAGUUCUUUUGAAGAGAAGAAAAUUUUAAACAGGUAUUAUGAAAACUAAAAACCAAUACUGUAAUAACAAAUCAAAAGUAUAAAUCUUAUUAAACGUUAUCACAAACCAGCCAAAA